Messenger RNA from Macrosiphum euphorbiae (potato aphid), 1626 nucleotides. The record is from the annotation of a GenBank genome assembly. NCBI's taxonomy places the organism in Eukaryota, Metazoa, Arthropoda, Insecta, Hemiptera, Aphididae.
AUGGUAGUUUGUUCCUCGUCGCUGCCGAAACUCAGUACCCAAGACGAAGACGGCUGUGGUCCAGGGGCAAAUCUUGGCACAGGCCUCACACACGGUCAUCCUCAACACUGUUCGGGGAGCGCGACAUUCGAACCGAUACCGCACGACCACGACUUCUGCGAAAGAGUUACAAUCAACGUGAGCGGUAUGAGGUUCGAGACGCAGCUGCGGACGUUGAACCAGUUCCCGGAUACUCUGCUGGGCGACCCGUGUCGGAGGAUGCGGUACUUCGAUCCGCUGCGCAACGAGUACUUCUUCGACAGGAACCGGCCGACGUUCGACGCCAUACUCUACUAUUACCAGAGCGGCGGCCGGCUGAGGAGGCCAACUACGGUGCCGUUGGACGUGUUCUCCGAGGAGAUAAAGUUCUACGAACUUGGCGAACUGGCCACCAAUAAAUUUAGGGAAGAAGAGGGUUUUAUAAAAGAAGAAGAGAAACCACUGCCAAAGCCCGAGUUCCAGCGGAAGGUGUGGCUGCUGUUCGAGUACCCGGAGAGCUCUCAAGCCGCCCGGGUGGUGGCCAUCAUAUCCGUGUUCGUCAUACUGCUGUCCAUCGUUAUAUUCUGCCUGGAAACGUUGCCAGAGUUCAAACACUACAAGGUGUUCAACACGACGACCAACGGUACGAAGAUCGAGGAGGACGAGGUGCCCGACAUCACCGACCCGUUCUUCUUGAUCGAGACCAUUUGUAUCGUGUGGUUCACGUUCGAGCUGUCCGUCCGCUUUCUCGCCUGCCCCAACAAGUUGCACUUCUUCAAGGACGUGAUGAAUACGAUCGACAUAAUCGCUAUAAUACCGUACUUCAUCACGUUAGCCACGGUAAUUGCCGAGGAGGAGGACCCCACGAUGAACCUGCCCAAGGCGCCGCAGAACCCGCAGGACAAGAGCACCAACCAGGCCAUGUCACUGGCCAUACUCAGGGUCAUCCGGCUCGUGAGGGUUUUCAGGAUAUUCAAACUGUCCCGACAUUCCAAGGGAUUGCAAAUUCUCGGGCGCACCCUGAAAGCCUCAAUGCGAGAACUGGGAUUGCUCAUAUUUUUCUUGUUUAUCGGUGUGGUGCUAUUCUCGAGCGCGGUGUACUUCGCCGAAGCCGGCUCAGAGAAUUCCUUCUUCAAGUCCAUCCCGGACGCAUUCUGGUGGGCUGUUGUUACCAUGACGACUGUGGGCUAUGGUGACAUGACACCAGUGGGCGUGUGGGGGAAAAUUGUCGGUUCGCUGUGUGCGAUUGCCGGCGUGCUCACAAUCGCACUGCCCGUGCCCGUCAUCGUGUCCAACUUCAACUAUUUCUAUCACAGAGAGACUGACCAAGAAGACAUGCAAUCGCAGAACUUCAACCACGUCACCAGCUGUCCUUAUCUUCCCGGUACUUUAGGUCAACACAUGGUGAAAUAUCCAUCGGGCGGCGACUCGACGUCGGACCUGAUGGACUUGGAGUCGGCCGACAAUUGUCUGCUGGACGCGGAGCUGGACGAACCGCCACUGUCGUUGCCGCCGCCGCAGCAACCCAAAAAGUUCAACAGCUGCGCCACCGUGGUCAGGCUCAACAACAACAGCAUCAAGAGGUUCAGUGUCGAAACUGACGUCUGA